Aegilops tauschii subsp. strangulata is the source of this 1930-nucleotide messenger RNA. RefSeq names its product 2-methylpropanoate--CoA ligase CCL4-like. The record is from RefSeq and is a predicted model, not a curated record. Lineage: Eukaryota; Viridiplantae; Streptophyta; Magnoliopsida; Poales; Poaceae.
CCACCCACACGGUUGGUGGGCGUGGCCGUGGCCGUGGCGUGCGACCACCUAGCUACCUGGCUUUUCUUGCAGCGCAUCGACCAUCCACGGGUUGCAUGCGCAGCGCAGCGGACAUGGAGAAGCUCGGCGCGAACCCGGCCAACUCCUGCCCGCUCACGCCGCUCGGCUUCCUGGAGCGCGCGGCCACCGUGUUCGGCGGCUGCCCCUCCGUCGUCUACCGCGGCACCGUCUUCACCUGGUCCCAGACCUACCGCCGCUGCCUCCGCCUCGCCUCCGCGCUUUCCUCCCUCGGCAUCUCCCGCCUCGACGUCGUGUCCGUGCUGCUGCCGAACGUGCCGGCCAUGUACGAGGCGCACUUCGGCGUGCCAAUGAGCGGCGCCGUGCUCAACACCAUCAACACGCGCCUCGACGCGCGCACGGUCGCCGUCCUGCUCCGCCACUCCGGCUCCAGGCUCGUCCUCGUCGACCAGGCUCUGCUCCCGCUGCUCGACGACGCGCUCCGGCUCCUCCCGACGGAGCACCCGGCCCCGCGCGUCGUGCUCGUCGAGGAUCCCCACGAGAAGGAUCAGCUCCGUCCGGCGCCGGCCACGGAUCUGACGUACGAGAGGCUCCUCGAGACGGGCGAUCCGGAGUUCAAGUGGGUCCGGCCGACCAGCGAGUGGAACCCGAUGAUUCUCAACUACACCUCCGGCACGACGGCUGCGCCCAAGGGGGUCGUGCACUGCCACCGCGGUAUCUUCUUGGUGACCAUGAUGUCGCUCGUGGACUGGGCGGUGCCGCCGCGGCCGACGUUUCUGUGGACGCUGCCCAUGUUCCACGCCAAUGGGUGGAGCUUCCCUUGGGGGAUGGCCGCGCUGGGCGGCACGAAUGUCUGCCUCCGCCGGGUCGACGCCCCGAGCGUCUACUCUGCCAUUGCAGACCACAGGGUCACGCACCUCUGUGGCGCGCCCGUCGUGCUUGCAAUGCUGGCCAACGCGCCGGAGGGUGUGCGCAAGCCUCUGCAUAGGAAGGUGCGGAUCAUGACGGCCGGAUCGCCGCCGCCGGCCGCGGUGCUGCAUCGCGUGGAGGCCAUGGGCUUUGAGGUCAGCCAUGGGUACGGGCUGACAGAGACUGGAGGCCACGUCGUGUCGUGCGCGUGGAAGGGCGAGUGGAACAAGCUGCCGGCGUCGGAGCGCGCGCGGCUCAAGGCGAGGCAGGGCGUGCGCACGCCUGGCAUGGCGGAGGUCGACAUCGUGGACGUGGAGACCGGCUGCAGCGUGCCCCGGGAUGGCGCCACCAUGGGCGAGAUCGUGCUCCGCGGCGGGUGCGUCAUGCUUGGGUACCUCAAGGACGGCGAGGCGACAAAGGCGGCGAUCCGGGACGACGGGUGGUUCUACACGGGGGACGUGGGCGUGAUGCACCCGGACGGUUACCUCCAGAUCCGCGACCGGUCCAAGGACGUGAUCAUCAGCGGCGGCGAGAACAUCAGCAGCGUGGAGGUGGAAUCCAUGCUCUACGGCCACCCAGCAGUGAGCGAGGCGGCGGUGGUGGCGCGGCCGGACGAGUUCUGGGGGGAGACACCGUGCGCGUUCGUGAGCCUGAAGGACGGCGCGGCAGGCGUGGUGACCGCGGCCGAGGUGAUCGCGUGGAGCCGGGAGCGCAUGGCGGGGUAUAUGGUGCCCAAGACCGUGGUGUUCCGCGGCGAGCUGCCCAAGACGUCCACCGGCAAGGUCCAGAAGUACGUGCUCCGGAAGCUCGCCCGGGAGAUGGGCCCCAUUCGCAGGGGUAGCAGCAGCAGCAAGAUGUAGGGUACGGCAUGGCAAUGGGCAAAGGGUUUUGUCUCUGAAUUUUGAUCCCUUUUCCUUUGUGUGUGGGCAAGGUGCUACUCUACAACAUUUUUCGCAUCAUUAUCAUGUUUUGUAAAGGCGUUGACAUGGUGGACUGCUUUUCA